Paramisgurnus dabryanus is the source of this 2585-nucleotide messenger RNA. It is a transcript of the gene rad17, whose product is annotated as RAD17 checkpoint clamp loader component. The record is from RefSeq and is a predicted model, not a curated record. Gene Ontology annotation, cellular component: nucleus; Rad17 RFC-like complex. NCBI's taxonomy places the organism in Eukaryota, Metazoa, Chordata, Actinopteri, Cypriniformes, Cobitidae. Gene Ontology annotation, molecular function: chromatin binding; DNA clamp loader activity. Gene Ontology annotation, biological process: DNA damage checkpoint signaling; mitotic DNA replication checkpoint signaling; DNA repair.
CAUCGGCGUGCGCCUGUCUGAGAAGGGGCGGGAUCAACUAAUCUUUAAAGGGAUAGCUAACGUAUUUAUUUUUUGUAACGUGAAACAACAAAUACUCAAUAUUAUUCCUUUCAGAAGUCUGUAUGAAUGACCCCGUUUUACAUAGGAUAACUGAAUGGGACAUCAAAGUUGAUGAUGUCAAAGCUGUCUCUGGGAGGAAAACAGUCCUCUGGAAAAAUCAACAGCUGGGUGGAACCAUCUUUUGGUGAAGUUUUAAGAGGUGUUGGAGCAAAUAAGACCCUGAGAAAAGGAACACAUUCUGGUGAAAGCAAGACUACGAGGUGGCCAACCACUGGAGACCAAACUGUAAUAAAAUCUAGAAAAAGAAAAGGAGAUCUUCCUGUGUCCGACAACCAGAUCAGUGCUCCAAGUCAAGCAUAUAAACCAGAUCAGGAUGAGCCUUGGGUGGAUAUUCAUGCCCCCCAAUCACAAGCUGAAUUGGCAGUCCACAAAAAGAAAGUUGAAGAAGUUGAAAGUUGGCUAAGAGUUCAUUUGGACAAAACAAACAAGGGUGGCGCUAUCUUGUUGCUCACUGGCCCCUCUGGUUGUGGGAAGACUGCCACUGUUAGAGUUCUUGCAAAGGAUUUGGGUUUUCAGAUCCAGGAGUGGUCCAAUCCCAGCACCACUUCACAAUACACAACAGAGGAUAUGUUUACACAAAGCUUUGAUCCAGAUUCAAGGUUUAAUCGUUUCCAUGGCAGCUCGCAAACCGGGUUAUUUCAGGAGUUUCUGCUAAGAGCCAACAGAUACAACCGUCUACAGAUGAGUGGAGAGAAAAAGGCUGAAGACAAAAAAAUUAUUUUUGUAGAGGAAUUUCCAAACCAGUUUUAUAGGCAACCAGGGUGCUUGCAUGAUAUUCUCAGGCAAUUUAGGAAGACUGGUCGGUGCCCACUGGUAAUGAUCGUGUCUGAUAGCCUCAGUGGGGACAAGAACUCAAGACGUCUUUUUAAGGAUGUUUUGCAUGAACUUGAAAUUCAAAACAUAAGUUUUAACCCUGUGGCCCCCACAAGCAUGGUGAAGGUUCUAAGCCGCAUUGUGACCGUUGAGGCAGGAAAGAGUUCAGGCAGGAUCUCUAUUCCUGAUAAAGCUGCUUUAGAAGUUCUCAGCUGUGGAAGCUCAGGAGAUAUUCGUAGUGCCAUCAACAGUUUGCAGUUCUCCUCAUUUACUGACAGUUCCCUGGAGAAAAGCCUCUGGGCUUCCAAAAAGGUCAAGUCUACUUCAGCAAAAAGUGCAGUAAGGGCAAAGGGGAGAAACAAGUCUUCCAAAUCUACAGACGUGCAAGCUGAAAGCCCAGUUAUUGGUGGGAAAGAUGCUUCACUGUUCCUCUUCAGAGCUUUAGGGAAAAUCCUCUACUGCAAACGGGAACAGUAUGAAGGCUCCCAGGUACCCAAGCUGCCUCCACAUCUAACAGAGCAUCAGAGGGACAAACUGCUUGUUGAUCCAGAACUUGUUAUAGAGCGUUCUCAUAUGUCUGGGGAGUUCUUCAACCUUUACCUGCAUCAGAACUAUCCUGACUUCUUCUCAGAUGUGGAAGAUAUAGCACGAGCCAGCGAGUACCUCUCUGAUGCUGACUUCCUGACAGCAGAAUGGAGUUCAAGGUCUACCAUGUUGGAGUACGGAUCAUCGGUGGCCACUAGAGGGCUUAUGCACUCAAACUCUUCUCGAGCACAAGCCAGCAGCCAAUUUACUGUCGGAUUCAAGCCUCUUCAUAAACCUCAUUGGCUACACAUAAACAAGACGUAUCGAGAAAAUUACCAGACAGCACAAUCACUCUUCGUAAAUUUCUGCCUUACCCCUGUGAGCCUCCUGUCAGAUAUGGUGCCUUACCUUGCCAAGCUCACCAACCCAAUGAGGAAUCAAGCUCAGAUAGCAUUCAUCCAGAACGUUGGUCAUCUUUCUCAAAGAAGAGCUCCUGGCAGGCUAAGACUUGAAGCACUUGGUGACAAAGACCCUGGCGUUUUGGAUACUGACAGCGAAAAUGAAGAUUCCCCUGGAGUUCAGUCGCUCGAUCCUGGUACCACAUCAGGGACUGUCACAACUGAAUCUAACCUGCCAAAUAGCCAAGAACUAUCUGCCAGCCAACCCCAGCCAACAAGCACUGAAGCCCUUCUGGAUGAGGAAGACCUCUUGAUUGAGGAAUAUGACAGUGAUUAGCUAAUCACAAGUCAUAAUUUAAACAGACUUAUUUAAUAUAACUUACUGCCUUCAUGCAAUUUCUGUACCUCUAGGUCACAAUGUUUUCUUUAGUAUGUUUUGUUUUAUUAUGGUAAUUAUUUGUAGGUGUUGAUAUUUAUGUGCUUCAACACAUUGUGGCACUGUAGAGAAUUGUUUAUAUGUUCAUACUUGUGUUGAAAUGUACAUUGUCUGUUUCAGCAGUUUGUUCUAGAGUAUUAGUGAAACUCUUUGUAAAAAACAAACAAACAUAACUUACAGCCAUAAUUAAAGCUUUAUGUUAUCGUAGUAUAACAUAAAACAAACUGGGACUGAAUGUAGGUAAUCUGCACUUGAGUCAAGUUGAGGCAAUAAACCAUUUUGUGCAAAUUUGA